Messenger RNA from Aspergillus terreus NIH2624, 372 nucleotides. RefSeq lists its product as uncharacterized. The record is from RefSeq and is a predicted model, not a curated record. NCBI's taxonomy places the organism in Eukaryota, Fungi, Ascomycota, Eurotiomycetes, Eurotiales, Aspergillaceae. Bases 1 to 372 code for a protein of 123 amino acids. Gene Ontology annotation, biological process: negative regulation of ATP-dependent activity. The transcript is spliced from 3 exons. Gene Ontology annotation, cellular component: mitochondrion. Gene Ontology annotation, molecular function: ATPase inhibitor activity.
AUGUUCAUCGAAGCCUCUCGUCCUCUCGUUCGUGCCAGUGGCAACGCCCGUCGGUCGCGUUCCUUUUCGAUCGCGGUGCCUGCCCGGAAAGAAGGUGAUAUGUGGUCCCCCAAGCCUCGUGGCUUUCUCGCCGAGAAAAACACCCCCACGACUCGUGAACCCCGUCGGGAGUCCCUCUCGUCAGAGAACUAUCUCCUCAAAGCCCAACAGGCGGAACAGCUCCGCACUCUGCGAUACAAAAUGCAUCAACACCGUCAGCAUCUCGAUGAGCUCGACCGGUUUAUAACUUCGCCCGAAUCCUUGAAAUAUAGCGCAUACAGUGCCAUGCAUCAGGGUAGCCAGGGUCCCAGCUACACCUUCCGCGAGUUUUGA